GCUUUUGCUAUAAAAACAGGGUGAUUCACUAGAGAAAAGUAUCCAGUCUUCUAUCGAACAACACGCAUUUCAUCUCUCAACAUGCAGGUCGCACUAAUUGCAUUUUCGCUGGUCGUCUUCGUCGUCGCCACCCCCGUUCCUUCCUAUCACGAUUACAAUACCCCCAGCUAUCCCGAAUAUAAGGAAAAAGAAUAUCACCAUGCUCCUGCGAACUACAACUUCAAAUAUGACGCCGUGGACCAUUACGCAAACUUCGGACAUGAGGAAAGCCGCAAAGGAGAUUUCACCAAAGGAAGUUACUAUGUCGACUUACCUGACGGUCGUCGACAGCACGUGAAUUACUACGUCGAUGGUUACUCUGGUUAUGUCGCCGAAGUCACGUACGAAGGAGAAAUCCAGUACUACAACGAUUACAAAUCGCCCUACUACUACAAAUCACAUAAACAAACUUAUCAAUAUUAAACACAGACAAGUUUGUUCGAGACAUAUUUAUUAGAUGCUUUUUAUGCUUAUAUUACCGCUUUAGUACUCCGCCACUCCAAGAAAAUCUUGAGCGUACAUCUCUUGUUAGAUGCGCAUUGCUAGAUUAGAUCUGCUAUUUCUGUUAACCAAAUCUGUAGUAAUAAGGUAAACCAUAUUCAAUCAGAGCAAUACAUUAUACCUUUCUGA
Molecule: messenger RNA, 669 nt
Organism: Daphnia pulex (common water flea)
Lineage: Eukaryota; Metazoa; Arthropoda; Branchiopoda; Diplostraca; Daphniidae
Product: pro-resilin-like
Exons: 3
Coding region: 82-462 (126 amino acids)
Cellular component (GO): extracellular matrix
Source: RefSeq, a predicted model, not a curated record